CGAGAACAAAGUUUCUGGAUGUACCAGGCGCUCGAGCCCACCAGGGAGCAUUCCAGGAGCAGCUGAUGGCACUCAAAGCAGGAUCAAGGUCCAGCUUCUGUCCCAGCCCCAGAUCUGCCCGAGGAGCCCAGCCCAGGCUAUGGUCUCGGCAGACCCCCCAAGAAGGAACACACAGCCAAGAGCAGAAACCUCUGCCAUUGGUCCCCGCCAAAGCCACCAUCAGAGAAGCAGGCUGCCUAAGGUUUGGAUGAGGAAGCACAGGGAGGUGAAGAGCCCAGCUAAACCAUUCAGGAGAGGCCAGAGCCCUGAUUUCCUAAAAUCAGUGACCCUGGGCCUGGAGUCUCUGCCCCACCUGAUUCACCCGGCUGCAUGGCCCGCAGGCCACCUGUGCAGACAAAGGCAAGGACUGCCAAGACUGAAGGGGGGGGGGGGGAAUAGGGAUGUUUCUCACCAGCUCCUUGCCUCUACCUAAGGUCACUGCCUCUCUCAAGGUCACCCUCUCUAUACCAUCCUUCCCAGGUUCCAAUGACCAUUGGAACUUUGGUUGGGGUUUCCAGCACUCUGCUCCCACCUUUGUAAAUUAUGCCCUUGUUAUACCCUCAGGCUGCCCCAACUGGAGUAAGUCCUGGUUUCUGCUGAGGCCUGGACUGAUACAACCACCCGCCCUGAAUUUCCAGGAUUGCAAUCAUCAGCCCCACCACUGGCCUAGCAGUCCUAGUUCCACGUUUGGAGGCACGGGUAGACGAAGAUGCCCUCUCCCCCCUCCUCCGAGUCCCCUGCUACCUCGAGUCCCAGCCAAGAGUGAGGUCACUCUCUGUAGGCGUUUGCUCUGCGGCCUACUGGCCAGCCUUCCAGGAUUCUGAUUCCAAAGGUUCUAGUCAGAACCUCAUUAUCCCAGACACUCCUCCUCUGUGACUUCACCCACUGAAGUCGUCCGGGAGACGAUGCUGAACGUUCCACCCCAGAGUCUGGGCCUCUCUGGGAGGCAUGGACAGCAGGCCAGGCCAGCCUAGAGGACUACCCGUCCACAGUGUAAAUGAGGACACGGCUGGCCCAUGUCUUGCAGGGAUGUAGAGGGCAGCCUCCGAGGCACUGGGUGCUCCUGGCACCAUGGAUGAUGCUGCCAUCCUCAAGCGACGAGGCUAUAUCAUGGGGAUAAACUUGGGAGAGGGCUCCUACGCCAAAGUCAAGUCCGCUUACUCUGAGCGCCUAAAGUUCAACGUGGCGGUCAAGAUCAUCGACCGCAAGAAAGCCCCCACAGACUUCUUGGAGAAAUUCCUUCCCCGGGAAAUCGAGAUUCUAACCAUGCUGAACCACCGCUCCAUCGUCAAGACCUACGAGAUCUUCGAGACGUCCGACGGCAAGGUCUACAUUAUCAUGGAGCUCGGGGUCCAGGGCGACCUCCUCGAGUUCAUCAAAACCCGGGGGGCCCUGCACGAAGAUGAUGCUCGCAAGAAGUUCCACCAGCUCUCCUCCGCCAUCAAGUACUGCCACGACCUGGACAUUGUCCACCGAGACCUCAAGUGCGAGAACCUUCUCCUCGACAAGGACUACAACAUCAAGCUGUCCGACUUCGGCUUCGCCAAGCGCUGCCUGCGGGAUGACAGCGGCCGACUGAUCCUGAGCAAGACCUUCUGCGGGUCGGCCGCGUACGCGGCCCCCGAGGUCCUGCAGGGCAUCCCCUACCAGCCCAAGGUCUACGACAUCUGGAGCCUGGGCGUGAUCCUCUACAUCAUGGUCUGCGGCUCCAUGCCCUACGACGACUCCAAUAUCAAGAAGAUGCUGCGCAUCCAGAAGGAGCACCGCAUCAACUUCCCGCGCUUCAAGAACCUGACCAGUGAGUGCAAGGACCUCAUCUACCGCAUCCUGCAGCCCGACGUCAACCGGCGGCUGCACAUCGACGAGAUCCUCAGCCACUGCUGGGUGCAGCCCAAGGCCCGGCUCCUGUUCUCUGCAGCCAUCGACAAGGAUGGGGAGACCUCAGCGACCCCCGCUUUUGAGGCCUCGGGGGUCCAGGAACCCCCAUGGGCCCCUGAGCCUGGCUCUGACAAGAAGUCUGCCACCAAGCUGGAGCCCCAGGAGGCCCAGCCUGAGAUGAACCCAGAGUCACAACCCAAGGAGGAGAUUCUGCAAGAGGCGUCGAGGCUGUUGGAUACCAGAAGCGCAGACCCUAUAGAGGGCCGGCCAAGCAGGGACACAGAGGAAAGGGGAGCCCCGAAGCCUGCAGACACGCACACCUCGUGAGCCUCUCACAUGGCCCAGGGGCUGGCAGGGGAUGAGGCAGAGCUCACAGCUUCGAGCCUGAGCUCCA
Pipistrellus kuhlii (Kuhl's pipistrelle) is the source of this 2311-nucleotide messenger RNA. RefSeq names its product testis specific serine kinase 1B (gene TSSK1B). Gene Ontology annotation, molecular function: protein serine/threonine kinase activity; ATP binding; tau-protein kinase activity. NCBI's taxonomy places the organism in Eukaryota, Metazoa, Chordata, Mammalia, Chiroptera, Vespertilionidae. The coding region runs from base 1111 to 2244 and encodes 377 amino acids. Gene Ontology annotation, biological process: intracellular signal transduction; microtubule cytoskeleton organization; protein phosphorylation. The record is from RefSeq and is a predicted model, not a curated record. Gene Ontology annotation, cellular component: cytoplasm. The transcript has 2 exons.